Messenger RNA from Aplosporella prunicola CBS 121167, 640 nucleotides. RefSeq lists its product as uncharacterized. The record is from RefSeq and is a predicted model, not a curated record. The transcript has a single exon. The coding region runs from base 1 to 399 and encodes 132 amino acids. Lineage: Eukaryota; Fungi; Ascomycota; Dothideomycetes; Botryosphaeriales; Aplosporellaceae.
AUGCACGUCAACACAAAGCUCCUCGCUACCGCGCUCUUUACAGCGAGUCUUCCCCUUGGUAUUCUUGCCGAAAAGCCGCAUUGCGAGACGUCGACUGGCAGCCCCGACACGCGAGAUAUCACCGAUGCAAUCAACGAAAUGCACGGGUGGACGAGCGAUGUUUGCGAGAAUGGCAACGGCGUUAAAAGCAAGUGCACGACGCUUGUCAGCCAUAAGUCAGCUGCCAUCUCUCUCUGCGGCGACGCAGCCUCGCUUUCCUGCAAGGGAAUCGCUUCCGUCGCAAAUGAUAUCCAGCAGGCUUGCUUGUCGGAUGGCAAGGCCGGUGGCUGGGUAAGUGGCUCGUACACUGCGGCGGACGGUUCAACGCCUGAUUAUUGGGUCGAGGUUAUUCACUCGUAAUGGUUUUUUAAUUGUUUGCGGGGAGAGUAAAAGGGGAGGUCUGGGGUAAUUAGCAUUGCCAACUUGAUAUAGUGCGAAACUAAAGUUGAGCCCGGCUAAUAGUGAGAACAUAUGGGAAUUGCGACUAUGGUUGAUUUAUAAAUGGAGUCGAGCGUAGAUACCAAGUGACGACGAACCGGCUGUCGAGUGAAGUACCAACGAGACGCCGAGCAGGAAUCCCGGUCUAAUAAUUAAAGAGAAG